Messenger RNA from Mercenaria mercenaria, 12665 nucleotides. RefSeq lists its product as uncharacterized. The transcript has 19 exons. NCBI's taxonomy places the organism in Eukaryota, Metazoa, Mollusca, Bivalvia, Venerida, Veneridae. The record is from RefSeq and is a predicted model, not a curated record. Bases 410 to 4801 code for a protein of 1463 amino acids.
GCAAACAUUAAACAACUGGAGUCGUUCGCAUACCAUAAAAUGUUUUACAUGAAAAGAGAGGGAAAACAAACAUUUUUCGUGUUUAUGCAUAGAAGUCAGACACAACUGCAUCAUUUAUAAUGAUUUAUAAAUUUUAAAUUGUGUGGAGGAUAAAUUAACGCGUUUCAUCUGGAUUUUAAGGUCAAGGACUGUCAGUGCCGUAACUAGACCUGAACAAAAACACCCGACGCAGAAUUUUUCGGGAAAGAAUAUUGCUUACAUAGACAGAUGUUAAGCUAGUGACUUCGUCUAUGGACAGUAUAAUACUCGUCAGUGUUUUAGGACUGCUUUAGAAAGGUUCAGUAUUGACGCAGUACAUAGAACAAUAAAUCUACAAGACAUAGUUUUGGAAAAGAGACCAUUUCACAGGAUGGACGAGGGAAAUAACAAUGGAAGCUUUAUUCCAAUGGAAGAGUUACCGCGUUAUAACAUUAACACAGCUAUAUCUCUACACAUUUUUGGUUUAUAUGUUAAAUUUAACUUUAACAGACGAGGUAUAAGCUUAAGCCGUAGAGAAAUGCGAUAUGAGUUUGUUAGAUACAUCACAUUUUACGAUUCUCCUCGUAGCCUUCGAGACAUUCGUGAUUUCGUAAAGGCUGGAUUCUACUACAGUCAAGACAGAGAUAUUGUCGUGUGCUACUGUUGCGGUUAUUGUAGAGGAAAUUGGCAUAUAGCAGAAGUCCCAUUAGAUAUUCAUCAAAGAUUUUCACCAAACUGCAUAUUUUUUGAUGCAAAUGUUACAGUAGAUAUACCGUAUAAUUUAUUUCCUGGAAGAUGUGAAAGAUUUUUCACUUACUCGGCAAGUGAACACAAUACACAAGGACCAUCUUCAUUUUCAACAAGAACUGCAAGGGGAGAGGUACGCUUGCCCAGAGUGCAUGGAGUGCGUCCAGUGAUAUUUGAGCAAGUUGAAAUGCAUGAACAUAUUCCUUUCGCCAACCUUCCUAUGAGGCAGGAUGUUCUUGCAACAACUUUUGGUCCAAACAAUCCACUUGUUUACUUAGAAGGAGUUCAAAUCAGACGAAUAGAUAGUAUAUCUACAUCACAAGAAUCAGAGUUCCCAACAUACAUGGACGUUGAACACAUGUCCGCCAACCAGAGGAUGAUUAUGUUACACAACCGUUCAGUACCAAGGGUUGACUACACAAACUAUAGUGGAUCAAGCGUAGCCGGCUUUCAUUAUUACCACAGGAAUUUGAGAAACACUUUCAUGGAACAUGAUAACGGCACUUUUGCUACAAAUGGUCCUAGAGAAGAACUAGACGAGGAACAUGACUAUACAGUGAACACUACGCCAGAAGUCCGGCAUGUGCAAGGAGUUCAAAUAAAUGAUUCACACGAAAAUGAAACGAAUGAAACCGAAAGAAAAACUAUUCACCAAGCUGAAACCAAUCACAAAUCUGAGUUUGUAAUAAACGGCAGUAAAGAAAAUAUAUCUCCAAAGAUUAUUCCAGCACAGUAUUUAACAAAACUGGCAAAUGACACAUCCCGUUUACAAGUGAAUAUUUCCAGUAGCUGUAUGCAUCCUUCAAACAUAUCAGAACUGGAAGAAAAUGUUGAUGUUGAAGACGUGUUAUCUGAAGCAACUACUAAUGAUUUGGACAACGAGAAUAAUAUUCGCGACCAGAGUAUUGAACAAAUAGCGCCUGUAAUUGACGAGAUAGACAUAUCAGUAAGUGCCUGCAAAGAAGAACGUGCUUCCUCUGAUUUGUCAACCAGUACUAUAUCUAGAAGGAGAGAGCUAGAAAAUGUUCAUAGAGUCUAUCAACAUUCUCGAAAUUCAACCAAUAUGGAUUUGGCUUCUGACGACCAACUCUGUGAACAAGCUGGCUGUCACACGCUUCAAGACGAAUCGGAACAAAAGUCACAUGUUCAUCCUUCAGCUGAACAGGAAAAACAUAAAAAAGAUGUUCGUGGGCGAACGGCAACUGUGGUAUCGUUAGAAAACAAGAGCAAUGAAAAAAAUCAACAUCGUUUACCAUGGAUGACUAAUGAUGCUAAACAAACAGAUCCAAAUAAGAAAGAUGCUGUCAAAGAACAAGCGGGUGAAGAUGUUCCGGCAGGAAAAGACAAUGUUUUUAAAAAUUGUCAUUGGCUCACUCCAAAUCAAAGUGUAGACGAAGGAGAAAAGAAGAAUAAUGUCAAAUUAGACAGUGGGCCUUUAGCACAUAGCAAAAUAUCAGAGAAAGAAGAGUCUGUUAAACCUGUUAUAACUGAAAGAGCUCAGGCAGGACACACAGUAACUACAUCUAAAACAUAUCUGUCAAGCUCGACUACAUCAAAAUUGGAACAGGAGAUUAGUAAUAAAAUGGAUAAUGUAGAAGGUAAACUUAAAACAGCAGUUGAACAAGAUCACAACAACAGAUUACAUUGCUCUGACACACGAUCACAAAAUGGUGAGUCUAAUUCAAAAGUACAAGUGGAAGGUUGCACCUGUUCGGACACUUACCAAACAGAUAGAAGACUAUCAGGCGAGAACAAAGCAGCAGAUGUGGACUCGUUUAUCAGUGUUACUAGAACUGACAAAGAACAAGCAGGCAGUCAAACUGUUCAAGAUAAAUCGGAUCAAGAGUCACACGCCCAACCUCCAGCUGAACUGGAAAAGUGUGAAACAAAUGAUCAUCGGCGAACAGGAAUAGAAUCGUCGUUAGAAAGUAAUACCACAGUAAAAAUACAACAUCCUGCAACAUGUACCGCAAAUGAUUCUUAUCAUACGUAUCAGAAUAAGGAAGCAUUUACAGGAAUGAACGUUGUAUCGCAAAGAAGCCAGAGCGGCGUAAUAUCACAGACGGACCGACCCGUAAAUUCUGCUGAUCAUUAUAAUACAGACCAAACAUCUGACGACAAUCCGUCCCGAGCAGCCAAACACAUUGUACAGAAAGAGGAAGGAAUUUCUGCAGCAAAAAGUCGAGAAAUGACCGUCAAUCAAUCGGCAGAGAUCAAUAUGAUGCCAAUGCUUACAAACGUGAUUUGCAACGAAAGAGAAAGAAAUAUAGAACUUUUUCCUUCAUCUGAAGAAUGUGCUGCCAGUACUUCUGAACAUUCAGGCAGUCAAACUGUUCAAGAUAAAUCGGAUCAAGAGUCACACGUCCAACCUCCAGCUGAGCUGGUAAACUAUGAAACAAAUGGUCAUGAGCAAACAGGAACAGAAUCAUCGUUAGAAAGUAAUACCAUAGUAAAAAUCCAACAUCCUGCAUCAUGCACCGCAAAUGAUUCUUAUCAUAUGAAUCAGAAUAAAGAAGAACAUUCAGGCAGUCAAACUGUUCAAAAUAAAUCGGACCAAGAGUCACACGCCCAACCUCCAGCUGAGCUGGAAAAAUAUGAAACAAAUGAUCGUGGGCGGACAGGAACUGAAUCAUCGUUAGAAGAUAAUACCAUAGUAAGAAUCCAACAUCCUGCAACAUGUACCGCAAAUGAUUCUUAUCAUGCGAAUCAGAAUAAGAAAGGAAUAAACGUUGUAUCACAAAGAAGCAAGAGCGGCGUAAUAUCACAGGCGGGCGGACCCAUAAAACCUGCAGAUCAUUAUAAUACAGACCAAACAUCUGACGACGACACUAAUCAUGGAAAGUCCCAAAUCGUAAACCAUACAAAUACAGCUAAUCCGUCCCAAGCAGCCAAACACAUUGUAAAGAAAGAGGAAGGAAUUUCUGUAGCAAAAAGUCGAGAAAUGACCGUUAAUCAAAUGACAAAGAUUUGUGUGAUGCCAAUGCCUACAAAUGGGAUCGGCAACGAAAGAGAAAGAAAUAUAGAACUUUUUCCUUCAUCUGAAGUAUGUGCUGUUAAUACUUCUGCAGAGCGAAGGACGGGAACUGAAACGCGCCAUUGGGACAUUAUUGAUUUGGGUGCCGUUACAUCGGAAAAGGAUCACCGGAGAUGUCCAGCCGACCAACAAAGUCAAAAAAGCAAACAACAAAGCCAAAGUAUUCUACCUAAAACUGACGUGAGUUGCGGAAAAACUAGUUGUCAAGAUAUACAAGAUAAAAAGAAAACAUCUCUACCAACAAAGCUUGUGAAGGAGAAACAGUCACAACGACAUGUCAGAAGAGGUCGGUCUUGUAGUGAAUCGGACAAACAAACCAAAAAGGUGUCUGACAGUGCUAGUGAAUCAGUUUCACAGGACAAUGCUACUAAAAUAGGCAAAAAACGCCAUGUAAACAAAGAUAUUUUGGUUUCCGAAGGACAAAAACUAUUGCUAAAUGAGACACACAUAAAUGGGACCGGCAACAACAAAUCACAUAAUCAAGACACGACAUCUGAGUUCAACGUUGAUAUGCGGUCUCAUAACGAAACCCCUGUUCACAAUGAAACGGACCAAGCAGCAGAACCGAAGUCGGAUGAGCAUGUUGCACAUACUACCGUUAGACUACCAAAUGACAGAAUACAUGAUAGAGUGGUUCCUUUAAGUUCACACAAAGAGAGAAAUUCACCGACCGGUAUCACAGUGGGAGAAACGCAGAAGACGAAAGGAAAACCAAAAGCGUUUUCACCAACGGAUGAUUCAUGUAUAAUUAAUAAGGAAAACGUAGAUGGUCUGAAACACGAAUUACCAGACAAUGACGAGUUAUUGUUUGCAACAAACAUCGCAAAUGAAAUUACGAAAAUCAAAGACCCCAAGAGAAGGAAUGACGUGAUGAUGCAAUGUAUUCAUAUGAUACAUGAGGCGCAAACACAAGAACGCUCAAUUGAAAAAAAGCAGAAUGAAGUCAGACCCUCGCCGUCACGGACACUUAGCAACGAAUGUUUCGCCACGGAAGAGGAAUAGCAUAUAAACAAUUUACUUGAGGUGAAGAAUAAUGAAUUUGCAAAAUAGCAAAAGACUACAAAAUUUGAAUAAUUUUAAUUUGCAUGCAUCAGAAGGUAUAUAAACCUAUCCAUUCCUAGAAAAUCCUUUAAAUUUUAAACAGAAAAACUAAAUUGACCAUAGAGCUUUUUACUGUAGAAUGAAAUAAGUUACUAUAUGGGAAAAUAUUUUGUUCAUCAUCGGUAUUUACAAAGGUUUACAACGUCAAGUGUUUUUAAUAAAAAAAAACUUUCUUUUAAAAAAAAAAAAUGAUGACCUUUUUGUAUGAUUAAGUGGUUAAAGAGUGCCACUACUCACAGCUAUCAAAAUCUUGUCACAAGGUAACAGGAGACAUUCCUAACUGUGAAUUAGUAAUAGUCAAAACAUUUUAUUCCUUUUGGUUAUUUAUGUUUUGUGGUGUGGUUAUAAGGGCUGUGAUUACGUUUCUUUGUUUCUACCUGUUUGGAUAUUUAAAAGACCUUUACAACUAAUUAUACCUUCUAGAUAUAAUAAAAAUGAUACAAAACUUUAAAAAUCUUGGCGAAGCGUUAUUUGCUUCCUUCAUCUACUUUUGUAAGAAACAGCUUAAAAGGUAUAUUUUAAAAAUCGUUUGAUAAUUGAGGUUGUGCGUGGGAAAUGCGCAUAAAUGAUGAAUUUAGCACAGAAGACGUAAGAAGUUCUUUUGGUUGGACACAAUGUUGGUUCAUUGCAGGUUCAGUUUAUUAAAUGUAAAUGCAUACAAGCCGAGAGGUUAUCUCUCAUAAUCAGAUCCAGUUAAACCUGCUUUGCAGUAAUUUUUGUUUGGUUGAGUCCUAUAUUUCCAUAGUGUCGUUGUGUGUUACUUAACAUAUUUCUUUUUGUGCCAUGGAUCUCGUGCUUCACACAUUGACUAAUUAACGCAUGCAUUUUGUGAAAUAAUUUAUGGUGUUUGAUAUAGGGGCCUAUGGAACAUUGCUUGAGUCAAUAAUUCUUAAAGCUUGUUUAUCUUCGUUUUUAUGCAUCACGAGGGGUAGCAUACAGUCACCACCUUGUCCGGCCGUCUGUCCGUCCAUCUGCCCAUCCGUCAUACUUCUUGUCCGGAUUAUAACUCAAAAAGUAUUGAAUUUACAAAGUUGUAUCUUUAUACAAUGAUAGAGUUCAUUGAGAGGAAGUGCAGUGAUAAGGGACCAUAACUUUAGGUGGUCCCAUUUUUGAAUUAUCUCCCUUUAUUUGAAAACCUUGUCUGGGGCAUAACUCGAAUAUUGUGUAAGGUAUUGGUUUUACAUAUUGAUAGAGGUCAGUGAGAGGGAAUACAAUGACAAGGAACCAUAACUAUAGAUGGUUAAUUAUCUCCAUAUUUUUAAAACAUUUUCUUGGGCAUAACUCAAAUAGAAUGUUAAGAAUUGACUUGAUACUUUACAUAUUCAUAGAGGUUAGUGAGAGAACAAGAAACCAUAACUCUAGAUUGUCCCAUUUUUGAAUUAUCUCCCUUUUGAAAACCAUGUAUGGGGCAUAAAUCAAAUACUAUGUAAGGUGUUGACUUGAUACUUUACAUAUCCAUAGAGGUUAGUGGGAGAAAGUGCAGUGACAGGUAGCCAUAACUCUAGGUUGUCCCAUUUUUCAAUUAUCUCCCUUUGUUGAAAACCUUGUCUAGAGAAUACCUCGAAUAUUAUGUAAGGUAUUGACUUGAUACUUUACAUAUUCAUAGUGGAAUGAGAGGGGUGCAGUGUUAAAGAACCACAACUCUUGCUGACACCAUCUUUGAAUUAUCUCCCUUUUUGUUAAUGUUUGCUAAGAGCAUAACUCCAAUCCUGAUAAAAAUUGGAUGGAUUUUAUUCACGGGACAGAUCCCAUUCUUUUACUUUAAAAAGAGUAUAGUUUUCUUUCUUGAUAGUGUAUACAUUUGCUUUACAUUUGUUUAGCAACCCUAAUCAAAGUCUGAAAAGACUACUGUCAUGCUACUUUCGGACAUUUAUAUAUUACAUUACCCACAAUGUAUUGUCAACUUCAUUAAGUAUCAAGUCUACUGCUUUAUUCUGCAAUAGAUAAAUUCGAUUUCAAAUAAAGUACAUGUUCUUCGUUUGUAUAUUUCUACCUCACAGGUAUAUCCUUAACACAACCUCCGUGACUGAAAAGCCCCUUACGGUACAGUAAUUUGGGAGCAUCCAUCGGUGUGACCGGUCUCCUUUGUUGUUGUUGUUCUAUUUAUGGGGUGAGGUUUUUUGUUGUUUCUUUUUGGUUUCUUUUUUGGUUUAGUUUCAUUUUGCAUGAGACUAAAAGCUGACACAAUCAGUAUGAACUAAUGUUGAUGCAUACCCAUAUAAUUUCCGACCCAUUCGUUCAUGUUUACUAAAUGUUGUUGGUAUUAAUAAUUUGGAAUAAUAUUAGCAAAAGAUAAUGUAAUCUGUCUUAAAUAUAUUUGUUUGAUUGUCGAAUCCAUUCCUCUCUCGAAGCUGAAGUCUUUACAUAAAGAACAAAGAUUUCAGAUUUCUGUAUAUGCACAGACAGAUCAUCAAGUAACCUUCAAGAACAUUCAUUUGGCGCGCAAGUUUUGUAACCCUAGAUAAUUUCAAACGACGAUAGCGCCCUUCUUUUUUCUUUCAUAACUGUAUAGAAAAUGUAAAAAUGUUCUCAUCAAAUGUAUACCUAAAGUUUAAUAUGAUUUCACAGAAACGAUCUCACUAUAUGAAGUUAUACCGAAAUAGACAAAGGCUACUGUAUAGUGGUGCCAUGAGCGGGGCAUGUUUUCCCAAAUGAAUACGUGUCAGAGUCAUUUGUCAGUUAUAUAAGAAUCUUUCACUUGUUGCGGGUAAAAAAGGAAAUAUCCCUGGGUGUAAGAUGAGUUUUUUUUCUAGCACCGGAAAAGCACGAGAAAAUCCUGUUGGGCAUGCAAUAAUCAUUUUUACUAGACUCCAGCUUUUAAAUUUAUUUUAGGCCUAAUAUUUAAGAAGUUGUGGAAUGUUUCAUACUAGUUUGUAGUUGUUUAAAUCUUGGAUGUAAUUAAUAAAUAAUUAUGAGAUAAUUAUAUGGCUGUUCGCCUUUUUUCUUGUUUGUUUGAUUUUUUGUUAUUUCGAAGCAAGUUAUUUAAUAUGGCUCAGUUGAAUUUAUACAAGUAUAUAUAAAUGUAAAAGAGAAUAAAACAAUGCUCGCAAGUUCUGUAAGUUCUGUGUAAAACUUAAACGCUGACAAAUUUCGGGAAUUGAUAUGUAUUUUUAUAUACAAGAAAUACAUCCAAACAUAUCUUCUUCUUAAUCGGAGGUACUCAGAGUUUGUUAUUUGUUGCACUUUUUUAAUGUUUGCAUAAAAAAGAAAUAAUUGUGUAUAUUUGCUUAAAGUACAGUGAUAUUCUAUAAUAUUGUAUAUAUAUAAGUUCCUUAAAAUCGAGUGAUCGGUUGAAAGUUAGAUUUUUGUUUAUUUCGAAGUUAUUAUGUUCUCUUAUUAUGAACUAUAUUGUUUUUCGGAAUAUAAUUCCAGCCAUUAUUAAUAUAAGCAAUCUUACUGACUUAGCUGUGACGUUAAUACAUUGAUGGUCCCAUUUUUGUAUUUAUGAACGCAAUUCAGCGUUCGUCAGUUUUUAUGUACGUUCUAAUUGUCUUAGACAAUUUCCUCUCCGGUUGUCAUGGUUUUAAUUAAAAAUUAUUGUCAUGGUUUUGAUUCAAACUUCGACAAGAAAAAAAAACGAAAUUUUAGAUGCAGAGGUCGGAAUUGUUACAAAGUGAAAAAUUCAAUACUUGAAGUUAAAAGAAUUUAAUUAUUUGUUUCUGGUAUUCAUGCAGUUAUUUACUCUGUUUUUAACUCACAAGUUUAACAUUUAGCCCAUUCAGGGCCUUGUUUAAUGUGUUCGUUAUUCCGCGUAUAAACAAUCAAAGAAGUUUAAUCAUUGGUAUUUUCGCCUAAAGAAAACAUUGUAGCAAAAUCGUAUUAAGCAAGUAUGGAUCUAUCAAGCCAAUGGAAAAAACAUGUAUUUUUUAGAAAAAAAAGUAAGUAACAUAUCUUUGUCAGGUUUGUAAAAGAGUGAGAGUUUACCUUUUGAAUGCUUUUCAUGCUUUGAACAGUUAUAACAUAUUUGUUUUAUUUUUUCUUAUAUUAUCUGCAUAUGUAAUAUAAUUUAAUGUUGUGAAAUCAAUAUAUAUUUACAAAAUGAAUAAUAUCUACUAAGUCUGAAACAAAUAUCUGUAUUCACUUUUUCCUGAUAUCAUGACAACUUAGUAUUUUAUUGCCUAAAGAUCUUUUCAUUUAACAUUCUAAUUAUAUUUCUCUUGGUUUUCAAAUGACAAACAACCUGAUGCUUUUUUUUUAAAUACCAGUAAUACAACGGUAAACUAGAAAGACAUGAAAAAAAAUGUAAUGAGGCGUUUUGUUUUGAUAUACAUUGAAUCGUUAGUGCCUAAAGAUAAUGUUAAAAUGCAUGUGUCCUUCCUUUGAUUUUCUGAUUUUACUUUGCUUAAAAUAUGUUUCAUUUUUGGGAUAAGGUUCAUUGUACUAUUGAUUGUUUUAGUCAUAGAUAAUCUGCGGCUCAUACUAUUUGUAAAUAUGAGAGUGAUGUAUUUUUGUAAUAUUUUAAGUCAUUUAUAUGUGUGUAUAGUUGGUGUCAAAAUUGAUCUCCAUCAAACAUGUAACAUAUUGUUAAAAUACAGCAGAAGCUUUUAGAGGUGCUGCUGUGUUCGGAGAUACGAAUAUUGUUUUUCUUACAUAUAUAGAUGGACUAUUUCGUAUAAAUAUUUAAACUACUUUUUAAAAUAUUUAGAAAUGCCAAGUAUGAUUUUACAAACACUGUAUAUAAGUAAAUAUGUAUACUACAGUAAAGAUAUUUAUCAUUUUAUGCUAAACGAUGAAAGUCGUGUAUUUGUAGAAGAUAGUUUUAAGAAUGCGUAUUUACUGCUCAAAAGUGAGCGGUUUCCUUAAAAUUGUGACAUAAAAACACAUUCUUUUUUUUUUUUCAAAAUCACAUUACUUUUUACCUCACAUGAAUCGAAGGGACCAUAACUUUUAUCUGCAUGGAUGUGUUAUCUUAGUUCUGCACACAAAUGUUCCCCUUGAUGGGAUAUUGUUUCGCAUACAAAGUUUUCCGUCGGUAGGGGACUUCUGCAUUGCCAUCGCAUUACUCGGUCACUUGUUUUAUCUACAGCUUGAUUGGUUUUCACACUAGGUCCCUUUAAAGAGGAUACAUGUCGUUAGCGACAAAUAUAUAAAUAUCUUUAAUCGACUUCUCCGCAAAAUUUGGUCUGUAGCAUUCUAAAAAAGUCCGCUGUUAAUGUUCUUCAAAUGAGUCACUUUACCCCUUACUGGGACACUAGAGCUAAAAUAGAAAUAUAUUUAAAGAGUUGCUUUGCAGACCUUGAAUAAAACUCAGUCCACAAUAUGUUUGUAAGAUGUCCUCAAAUUUUUCUUUUAAAAUGAUGGCACUUGUUCUGUUGUGAGGGGCCCCUGUGGCCGAGUGGUUAAGGUCGCUGAUUAUAAAUCACUUGCCCUGAUCGAUGUUGAUUCGAGCCUCUUAAGGGUCAUAGAAUGAAGCUAUCCAGCUUACUGAAGGUCGGUGGUUCUACCCAGGUGCCCGCUCGAGGUAAAAUAAUGCACGAAGCGGCACCUGGGUAUUCCUCCACCAUCAAAGCUGGAAAGUCGCCAUAUGACCUUUAAUCGUGUCGAUGCGACGUUAAACACAGCAAAAUAAAUAAAUAACUUUGCCUGUUAUUAUGUUUUUAUACUAAAUACAGUUGUUACCAUUAACUAUUCAAUGUGUCGGUCAAAUAGUCAAGGUUAGGCGAGAGGCUUAGGUCGCUAUGGUCCUCUUGUAUUAUGAAGCUUUUUGAUCAAGUACAUUUGUUUAAUUACAAUUAAUGUAUUAAAUUCUUCUAGUUCUAAUCCAAGAGGUUUAAACCGAGAACAUCACAUUAACUUUUUAACCAAACCUUGAAUAAUUCAGGUAACAGUUGUCAUUAUGUCUCCCACAUGUCAUGUAUGAGACAUUGAGUAAAUGUCUCUCUGUUUGUCACAAAGUUUGUCAACGCAACUCCUCCGACACCACUGUAUAGAUUUUCACCAAAUCUCACAAGAAAGACCAUUGUCAGGCUUAGGUGUGCAUAUCGUCGACAUUUUCUGGUUUGAUAAUUUUCAUUAGAGUUAUUGCCCUUGAAUUAUCAAAUUUAUGGUGAUUUGGGCACUAUUUAAUUAGGCUUGACUGCGAGCAUAAUUGUGUAUUGUUUAUUUACUUAUUUUAUCAAUUAAUGUAAACUUCUUUUUGUAUUAUAAACUGAUUGGGUUCCAAGUAAAAAUUCCUUUAUUAUGUAAUAAAGGCGGAAUGUUGACAAAAAGCAACACAAAUGAAGAUUUGACCUGAAUAAGGGAAUGGCAUAUUCAAAGUUUACGAUACGUGCCCGACACCUACUUUAUCUGUCUUGAGGAACAAUAAGUGAGCUUUAUUCGUAAUUACAAAGUGCCAGUUGAUAUUUUUUAUAACAUGCUUAUAUUUGCCUGUCGGUUAGUAAAGAAGAAAGUCAAGCGUUUAUAUUUAAGAAAUAAUAUAUCUCAUUUAGUGAUUUGUCGCUGAAUAAAUCAUUGUUUGGAGUUCAGAUGCGAAGGAAUUAUAUCACGAGGGCGCAGCCCGAGUGAUAUGAUAAUACGCAUCUGAAGGACAAACAAUGAUUUUAUUCAAGAGCAAAUCACUAAAUGAGAUAUAUUAUUUCGAUUCUAACACGUUAGGCCUACAAAAGACUUUAAAGUACAUCCUUCACGGCAUUCAUUAAAUAUUUGCCCGUUUUCAAUCGGUUUCUUUUCCAGCACGCCGCUAUGCCGUUUGACUCCAUGGCGUAAUAAUUGUGACGUCAGAACUGUGAAUUGUUGUAUAAUAAUUCACUGUUUUCAUCCUUCUUUGUUUAACAGGAAAAUGAAUCAGAUCGUGUUAGACAAUGGUUGACAUGCGGGCAAGUUAGAAUACAUAAUGACGUCUAUUAUGACGUCAGUUAUGCAAAUGACGUCAGGUUGUUUGGUGGAUGAAGCUCAGCGUGUUAUAUAUCAUUAUUUAUUGAAAAUGUUUGAGCUAAAAUAAACAAUACACCUUGUAAUGUUUUUGUCUAAUUUACCACAAUUCACCGUUCUGAUGCUGAGAUAUUAACUAUUCGCUUUGCAUCUCUGAACCUUGGUAAAUCAGACGAUAAACAAAGCGAUGUAUUUGAUUAUUACCUUUUUAGCAUAAGUGAAGAAGAACACAGUCACAUUCUUUAAUAAUUUAUGUUGUCACAUGGUUUGAGCAAUGUACAUUUACAAGGGGUUCGGAGGUAUAUAGCCGUCAUUAAAUGUAUCAAACAUAUUUUGUAAUGGAUAUUUUAAAAACACAAGAUUAGUUUGUUGUUGGUUUUUUUCGCCAAUUCUUUUAUCGAAAACGAAGUUGGCUUCUGUAUGGUGAGCAUCGAAACUUACAGGUGUUGGUCAAACAGACAGAAAUAGAUCUAUGUGCAAACAAAUUAUACAUGUAGUCUGUUUUUUUUGCCUUAAUUAAGUAGUACUUGCAUUUAGUUUAAAUAGGGUUUUAAUGAUAUACAUUUAUUGUAAUUUGUCAGUACAUGAAAAUGUAUUAUGGUUUAAACACAGAAAAUAAAGAUUACACCUACUGAAAUUUAAAAAAAAUCACCACUUAGUCAAACUCGUACUUUACAUUUUCGGAACUGUUACAAGCAUAAUACAUUUCCAUGCGAAUUUAUCAUAUGGUUUGAUUUUAUUGUUGUCAUGACUGUGUAACAUCAUAUGUUUAUUUUUCUGGAAUUAAUUUUGUUAUAUUUCAAAACUAAAUGAUAAAGAUUAUUUGAUUUGGACCCAAGUCGACUCAUAUUUUAGUUUUGCUUAUCUUUUGAAAAUAAAGCUCUGCUGUGGA